GAAGGAUUUAAAGAGGCAGAUAAAGAGAUACCAAAUAUUUCAAUUUCACGCAAAACGAAUCCUGAUGCUAUUUAUACAAGUAGAGCAUUUACAUUUAUAAAUUUGACAAAACCUAUUAAUUCGUCUUUUAUUGCUUCCGAUCUUGAACAGGAUGGAGAUAAUAAAGAUACUAAAUUAGUUGAUUUAGAAAUUCCAUAA
Molecule: messenger RNA, 198 nt
Organism: Funneliformis mosseae
Lineage: Eukaryota; Fungi; Glomeromycota; Glomeromycetes; Glomerales; Glomeraceae
Source: the annotation of a GenBank genome assembly